AUAUACUUUUUCGCCGGAACAAAAGUAUUCUCUUUGUUUUACUCCACAUCAAUUAAAAGCUGAUAACACAACCUUUGGAGAAUGUUCGUUUGAAACCCAUGCGAUUUCGCCCAAAGGUGCAAGAGAACAAAGAGCAUAAAACCCUUUAGAGUAUCUGUAGUCAAGAAUGAAUACAGGAAUGGCAUCAUUAAUUCAAGCCCAUUAUGGAGUACAUACCGCCACUUUCAGAAGGGUGCAAUCCAGAAGCCAAGGAUUAUUGAAAUCUGGAAAACUAUUCCAACCCCAACAAUCCGCCUUUCCUAGCAUUCACAUUAAUCAAACCUACGUAUGCUGCACUAAGUUAACUCCAUGGGAGUCAUCACCUGUCACGUAUGCUCCUACUGAUAAUCAAAGUGAUACUUUUUUGCAGCAAAGCGCCAAUAUAUUUGAAACUCUUGAAUCCAAUAAAACAGCUGACUCAUCAACAACAAAUGCUGAAGGGGUCGUAGAGACAAUAUCACAGCCGGGGCUGCAGCUUCAGUUUUUCAAGUGGCCAUUGUGGCUUCUGGGUCCUUCAGUUCUCCUUGCAACUGGCAUGGCCCCAACGUUAUGGUUACCAAUAUCAUCUAUCUUUCUUGGCCCCAAUAUAGCCAGCCUACUUUCCUUAGUUGGACUUGAUUUUAUAUUUAACCUUGGUGCAACCCUUUUUCUCCUCAUGGCUGACGCUUGUUCACGUCCAAAGUAUCCAACACAAGACUGCAAAAGCAAGGCUCCCUUCAGUUACCAGUUCUGGAACGUUGUUGCAACUCUUACUGGGUUUAUUAUCCCAUUGUUGAUGAUGUUUGGAUCUCAGAAGAACUUUCUCCAACCUCAACUACCUAUCAUCUCAUUUGCAGUUCUCCUUGGUCCCUAUCUUCUUCUUUUGUCAGUACAGUUUCUGACUGAGAUGUUAACUUGGCAUUGGCAAUCACCAGUCUGGCUUGUUACCCCUGUCAUUUAUGAGUCUUACCGUGUCUUGCAACUAAUGAGGGGAUUAAAGCUCGGUGUUGAGCUUAGUGCACCAGCAUGGGUGAUGCAUACAAUUAGGGGGUUGGUUUGUUGGUGGGUGCUAAUUCUCGGUCUUCAGUUGAUGAGAGUUGCUUGGUUUGCUGGCUUGGCUGCACGAGCUCGUAAGCAACAAUUGUCCUCUGAUACUUCUAGUGCUGUGAUUAGUUAUUAGUACCAUUGUAAAAUUAUUUUGAAAGUGACAGAUUAUAAAUUAAGUAGAUGUGGUCCAAGAUUAGUUAUAGGUGUUUUCCAUCCAUCCAUAUACCAUAGUGAUAGUGGCACACAUAUAAUAGAUACAUACAUAAGUAAAUUGCAUAAAAGACUUGCUUGAUCACUGGGAUUUAUGCCGUAUCAAUAUUUGUUUUGUUCGUGUCUUAUCUUCAAGUUGUGAACAAAUUGGUUUAUCUGUAUUGUACGGUUGUACCUCAAUUUAUGAAGAUGGAAGAAUUAUAGUGGUUGGUUUUAAGGAAAAG
This is a messenger RNA of Cajanus cajan (pigeon pea), 1499 nucleotides long. RefSeq names its product cytochrome P450 family protein. Lineage: Eukaryota; Viridiplantae; Streptophyta; Magnoliopsida; Fabales; Fabaceae. The record is from RefSeq and is a predicted model, not a curated record.